Molecule: messenger RNA, 1315 nt
Organism: Ricinus communis (castor bean)
Lineage: Eukaryota; Viridiplantae; Streptophyta; Magnoliopsida; Malpighiales; Euphorbiaceae
Product: vesicle-associated protein 4-2
Exons: 7
Coding region: 227-1072 (281 amino acids)
Biological process (GO): endoplasmic reticulum membrane organization
Cellular component (GO): plasma membrane; endoplasmic reticulum membrane
Source: RefSeq, a predicted model, not a curated record
UCCCGAUUAAAUACUCGCUUUAAAAUCCGUCCCCAGUCUCUCUCUUUCUCAGCUUCGACAAUUCGACUCUCUCUCUCUCUUUCUCUGUGGCAACAGCCGACCUUCCACUUUCAUCACUGCAACAACUUCUUUCUCUUCAUUCCCUGAAUAACGUAAAUACCAGAAAAACGGCGUCGCAUUACAUGCUCUGAGAAACAAAAUUGAAGCAAAUUAAGUAACAAAAUCCAUGGCUAUAGCAGACCACCACAGCAACAACAAGUCACCGUCUGACUACAACAAUAAUAGUUAUGGUAAUAGUAACAGCAAUAACAAUAAAGUCUGGGGAUUCUUUAAGCUUCCUUUUAGAGGAAGUAACGGUAACACGGUGCCGUCUUCUUCUUAUACAUCAUCAUCAUCGUCAACCCACCAACAUAGCAACACCGCACAAAUUGAAGGAUCCAAUCUUCAUGCUUCUUCGAAUUCGGUUUCUUCUGUUGCUAGAUCGCUUUUGCCAACACGUCGUCGUCUUAAGCUUGAUCCUGCUACUAAGCUCUACUUUCCUUAUGAACCCGGCAAGCAGGUCAGGAGUGCCAUCAAAAUAAAAAAUACUAGCAAGUCCCACGUAGCUUUUAAGUUUCAAACAACUGCACCAAAAAGCUGUUUCAUGCGUCCUCCAGGGGCUAUUCUUGCCCCUGGAGAAAGUAUCAUAGCCACUGUAUUCAAGUUUGUUGAGCACCCAGAAAACAAUGAGAAACCAGUUGAGCAGAAGAGCAAGGUUAAAUUUAAAAUCAUGAGUCUAAAGGUCAAUGGAAUGAUGGAUUAUGUACCUGAGCUGUUUGAGGAGCAAAAGGAUCAAAUAGCAAUGGAGCAAAUACUGCGAGUUGUUUUUCUAGAUCCAGAGCGUCCUAGUCCUGCUCUGGAGAAACUGAAGCGCCAAUUGGCUGAUGCGGAUGCCGCGGUUGAGGCACGUAAAAAGCCUCCAGAAGAUGCAGGUCCAAGAAUUAUUGGGGAAGGACUUGUGAUAGAUGAAUGGAAGGAGCGAAGGGAAAGAUAUCUUGCUCGACAGCAGGUUGAGGGAGUAGACUCUGUAUAGAGCAGUAGUUUAUCGUCUUCAAGGUGCCAAUUCUAUGGAGAAAAUUUUAUAUUAAUUCCACCAUUCAGUAUAUUCAUCCAAUCUUUUCAUGUAAGGUGAAGGAUGUUAUAUUCAGAGAGUAUCGUGUAGGAAAACUCCAACAUGUUUGUGUAAAAAAAAAAAAAAAAAAAAAAGAGAAGAAGAAAAUGUGAGGUGAAUUUUCUGUGAUUUGAGUUGAGUAAAAUUACUAAAACCUUUCCUGUA